Molecule: messenger RNA, 2048 nt
Organism: Dendrobium catenatum
Lineage: Eukaryota; Viridiplantae; Streptophyta; Magnoliopsida; Asparagales; Orchidaceae
Product: RNA polymerase sigma factor sigB
Exons: 7
Coding region: 149-1855 (568 amino acids)
Biological process (GO): DNA-templated transcription initiation; regulation of DNA-templated transcription
Molecular function (GO): DNA-binding transcription factor activity
Source: RefSeq, a predicted model, not a curated record
UUAAAUCAUCCGGGCUCCUCCUUUCCCCCGUGGCCGUACCCCUUCAUCUCCUCUGGUAUUUUCUCUCUCUCUCUCUCUCCAUUUAAUCAGCGAGAAGAAGAAGAAGAAGACUUGCUGCGUUUCUGAAGCGCUUGAACGGAGGCAGCUGAUGGCGUGCUUGGUGCCGCAGUUCAAGUGUCCUGCCUCCUCGGACGCCAAUUCAAGAAUUUUUCACCAUAGCCUUCACUCCACAUCUGCUGCGAAUGCUAGAAUCCUUGUACGAUUUGAGACUCAUUGUACUGCAUCCCAAAUGACAGCGGUCAUUGAGAAGCUCCACAUGCCAACCAUGGAGGCUCAUCCAUUCUCAUUAACUUGUAUGAGUCCCUUGACAUAUGUUGGUGCUGUUGGUCCUCCAGAAAAUAAAAUCUUUGAAGCAAAUUUAACUAGAGAAGAAAUCCUCACGAGUGAAGAGGCAGUGAUAGCAGCAGCUGCUGCCGAGGCAAUUACUCUUGCAAAAGCAGCACUUAAAUUUGCCAAAGCAGCAGCUCUGUUGCUCCAAAGCAGCCCAUCUUUGAAAUAUGGCAAAACAAAUGAGCAGGCUUCUGGUGAAGAAAAACUUAGGCCUGACGGUGUCAAACGAUCCGUAUCCAAGAAGAUCAGCCGGGUUAGUCAUUCUGUUACAGAGGCAGAAACCGAACCGAAGGAACGGAAUUUGACAUGGCAUCAAUCUGACUCGCAACGUACAUGUAUCUCUAAUUUUGAGACCGAUGAACUUGAUGCGAGGGAAAAUAUAACUGUGAGAUCGUUGCGUCAUAUAGAGAGAAGGGUCAGAAGAGAAAAGAUAGAAGAGAAGGCCGCUGCUAGUGUUAUUUCUACUAAGUUGUGGUCACCUGGGAAAAAGAAGCGCGCUGGAUUUCAUGAAGUUGAUUAUUCUGAUCCCCUUCGCUACCUUAGGGGCAUGACAAGUACAGCAAAGCUUCUCACUGCUUCUGAAGAGCAACAGUUAUCAGAAGGAAUUCAGGACAUGCUAAAGUUAGAAAGAAUUCAAGAUGAGCUUGCAGAAAGAAUUAGCGAUGAGCCAACAUUUGCACAAUGGGCAACUGCAGCUGGACUUGACAAGAAGGCCUUGAAGAAACGCUUAAACCAUGGAAGACAAUGCAAGGACAAGAUGAUCAAAAGUAACAUACGACUUGUUAUCUCCAUUGCUAAAAAUUUUCAAAGUGCAGGAAUGAGCCUCCAGGAUCUUGUUCAGGAAGGUUGUCGAGGUCUAUUAAGAGGUGCUGAAAAAUUUGAUGCUUCAAAGGGAUAUAAAUUUUCUACUUACGCGCAUUGGUGGAUCAGACAAUCUGUUCGAAAGUCUCUUUCUGAGCAAUCUAGGACAAUAAGAUUACCAUUCCACAUGGUUGAGGCGACCUAUCGCGUUCGAGAGGCGAGAAAGCAACUGUACAGAGAGAAUGGAAGGCAUCCCAACAAUGAGGAAGUUGCAAAGGCAGCAGGGUUGUCGAUGAGACGACUUGCCACCGUACUACUAACUCCUAAAGCUCCAACCUCUUUGGACCAAAAGAUAGGAUUCAACCAAUCUCUAAAGCUCUCGGAAGUAAUUGCAGAUCCAGCAGCACAGACAUCAGAGGAGAUCCUAAUGAGACAGUUCAUGAAACUGGAUUUGAACAAAGCUCUUGAUAGCUUAAAUCAAAGGGAGAAGCAGGUUGUGAAGUCCAGAUUUGGCCUGGAGAAUGGAAGGAUGAACACACUACAAGAGAUUGGAGAGAUGAUGGGUGUUAGUAGGGAGAGGAUUCGUCAGAUAGAGUCCUGUGCCUUCAGAAAAUUGAAGAACAAGAAGAGAACUAAAAAUUUAAGACAUUAUCUCUACAGUUGAAAAACUUCAACACUUCAUUAUUUCACCUUUGUAUUCUAUUUUUUCUAUCAAUUUUCCAUAUAUGUAGAUGAAAUAUGUUAGAAAAGCAAAAGAUGAUCCUAAUGGCUGUGCCACUUUUACUGUAAUAUGUGCUGCAUAAUUUUUUUCUUUCUGAAUAAGCUAAAUAUGAAAGUAGAAUGUUCUUAUCUUUGUA